Haliotis rufescens (red abalone) is the source of this 1298-nucleotide messenger RNA. Its product is annotated as heparan-sulfate 6-O-sulfotransferase 3-B-like. The transcript is spliced from 2 exons. Lineage: Eukaryota; Metazoa; Mollusca; Gastropoda; Lepetellida; Haliotidae. Gene Ontology annotation, molecular function: heparan sulfate 6-sulfotransferase activity. Gene Ontology annotation, cellular component: membrane. The record is from RefSeq and is a predicted model, not a curated record. Bases 13 to 1032 code for a protein of 339 amino acids.
AGCUCUGUAAAGAUGCAUCAAGUCCACAGCGUCCGCAUCAUGGACGAUUACGAAGCAUACACCUUAGGAAAGCUUACAAGGCAUAAUUUCCUAAACCAGGAUUUGAUCCGAAAUUUCAACGUCAGUGCAACUGGAAGCGAUCUCAUUGUGUUCCUACGCAUACAGAAAACCGGAAGUACUACAUUUGCGAGUCAUUUGGGGCAUGGCUUGAAUUUUACAACUUGGUGUCAGUGUAAUAAAACCUUAUUAAGUGAAUGUAAUUGUCAGAAGAAAUGGAAUUUCAGCGUUCUCUUCAAAAUUAAAAGAAACAGUUGGCCAUGCAGAAUCCAUGCAGACUGGACUUAUCUACAUGAAUGUGUAGAUGGUGUGAUAAAGAAGUAUGCUGGCGGACAAGUUAAGCACAGACAUCUGUACGUUACCAUGGUGAGAGACCCCCUCCGAAGGUUCCUCAGUGAAUGGAGACAAGUGAGCGAUAGGGGAGCAACAUGGAUAGGUACUCUACUUAUUUGCAAUGGUCAUGCUGCCACAAAGGUGGAACUUCCUCCAUGCUUUCGCAAGAACUGGAGAAACGUCUCCCUUCAUGACUUCAUGAGCUGUGCAUCAAAUCUCGGAAUUAACAGACAAACCCGGAUGUUAGCCAACCUGCGCAUUGUUGGUUGUUACAAUACCUCCGGUCUCACGUACGAUGAAAGGCACUAUCUCAUGCUGGCAAGUGCAAAAGAGAACUUACGGAACAUGGCUUUCUUUGGUUUGACAGGUCAUCAAGAAUUAUCACAGAUCUUGUUUGAGAAUACCUUCAACAUGAAAUUCGUCAAAACAUUUAAGGAUGUUCCAACCAGUGACACAUGGAGUGGCAGGUCCGUUGUGUCCAAUGUGCAACGUGAUAAAAUACUUUUUAUAAACAGGUUUGAUGUCAUGCUGUAUCAGUAUGCCAAGGACUUGUUUUUCCAAAGAUUACAAAUGUUGGCUGAGAGAACAAAGGAUUCCUCACUUCGAAACUUGAUUCACACGAGAAUAGAAACGUCUAAAUGAGUCAAUGUUGAUUUAAUUGUGCAAACUAAUCAAUUUCAGACAAAUCAACAACAUUAACCGACACGACAUAAACUAAAGUUUCGAUAUUUUUUGAAAGUUAUUACCUUGAAAAAUUCGUUUGUGUUGUUGUGUGUUCCUCGUUUGGUCAACACUUCUCUCCGCUGAUCUGAAAAUUUAGAACUUUCAAAGACUACAUGUCAAGAGAACAUUAAAUAUUAGUAUUGAUAUUGCAGAUCUUAAACACGGCUACCACACAGAUGUCAUAU